Messenger RNA from Penicillium taxi, 249 nucleotides. RefSeq lists its product as uncharacterized. Lineage: Eukaryota; Fungi; Ascomycota; Eurotiomycetes; Eurotiales; Aspergillaceae. The transcript has a single exon. Bases 1 to 249 code for a protein of 82 amino acids. The record is from RefSeq and is a predicted model, not a curated record.
AUGGCUUCCCUCUCGAGUCCCAUCCAGGGUCCCUCCCUCCUCGCCCUGCUUGGCUGGGCGCCUAUAAAAUGCUCGUUCCCUCCCCUCUAUCAAUGUCCUCAUAGUUCCUCAAUUCUCUUCUCAUCUGUUAUUCCCGACUCCCAAAUCGACCUCGCGAACCUUGCUGCUCGUGUUUCUAGAUUCCACUCCUGGUCAUUCAUCUUUGCUUUCCCAAAUGGCAGGUCUACUCGUUCGGUAGGCUCAGAGUGA